AUGAGAGACCUUCCCUGGCCGGUGCAUCGACCGCAUCGCGCGACUUUCAACACUGCUUCCUCUCGCUCUUGCUUGCACGCGACACCCCAUCACCCGUCAAAGGACAUUGCCCACCAUCAAAUGGAGGGGGACCCGCUACUCCCCAAGAUGCCUAGCAUUCGCGCACUCUCCGGCGCUCACCGCUACAUCGUCGGAGUCGGCCUGCUCUUGACCGUCGUUCUCCUCUGGACCGCGUCCAACUUUAUCACUGCCGACCUCGAGACGGGCGACGAUGGGUGGAACAAGCCGUUCUUGAUAACUUAUCUGAACACUUCGAGCUUUGCCUUUUACCUCCUCCCAGGCCUGUACCGGUACUGGAAGAAGGGAACGUUUGCACGCGACCACCCUCAUGACAUCUCCUCGCCAGAAUACGAGCCUCUGGCAAUGGACGACGACGAGCCCCCUGCCCGAUCGUCAUUCAGCCUCAACCGCUCAGUGUCGCCAUGCUCGCCACGCGCUCCCCUUCCCCCAGUCGAGGACGUGCAGCCCGAUGACCCGCAGGGCCUCCCAAAGCUCACUGUCCGUGAGACGGCCGAGGUUGCCGCGUGGUGGAGCGCCGUGUGGUUCCUCGCCAACUGGAGUCUGAACACUGCGCUGGCUUGGGCAAGUGUCGCGAGCGUCACCAUCCUGAGUAGCACGACUAGCUUCUUCACUCUUACACUUGGAAGGAUAUGCGGCGUCGAGGACGUGACGCGCGGCAAGGUGUUCUCUGCGCUUGCUAGCUUUAUCGGUGUCGUCCUUGUGACACGUUCCGACAUGUCAAUCCAGCCCUCCGAGGCCACCAUCCAGCCCUUGAACCCCAUCUGGGGCGACCUGCUGUCUCUUCUCUCGGCCGCCUUCUACUCGGUCUAUGUCAUCCUCCUCAAGGUGCGACUGGGCGACGAGUCGCGCGCCGACACGCAGUUGAUGCUCGGCUUUGCCGGCCUGUUCAACAUUGUCUGCCUCAUCCCCGUCUUCCCCCUCCUCCACUACAUGGGCUGGGAGACGUUCGAGUUGCCCCCCACACGACAGGCAUGGACCAUCUGCAUCGUCAACAUGUUCAUCACCCUUUCAUCUGAUUAUCUCUACGUGCUGGCCAUGCUCAAGACCACCCCAAUGCUGGUAACGAUUGGUCUCUCCCUCACCAUCCCCUUUGCGCUCCUCGGCUCACUCCUCAUCCCCUCGGCGAGCACGGACAGCAUCACCUUCAUGUCCCUCACCGGCGCCGCGCUCGUGGUGGCAUCAUUCCUUGUGCUCGGCUGGCAAGGGUGGACAGAGAGCAACAACGAGCACCAGCACCAGGUGGCUCGUCAGGGCGACAGUUCCGUGCUCCACCACCGCCACCACGACGACGACGCUUGA
Apiotrichum porosum is the source of this 1380-nucleotide messenger RNA. RefSeq lists its product as uncharacterized. The coding region runs from base 1 to 1380 and encodes 459 amino acids. The transcript is spliced from 7 exons. The record is from RefSeq and is a predicted model, not a curated record. NCBI's taxonomy places the organism in Eukaryota, Fungi, Basidiomycota, Tremellomycetes, Trichosporonales, Trichosporonaceae. Gene Ontology annotation, biological process: regulation of peptide transport.